Molecule: messenger RNA, 330 nt
Organism: Rotaria socialis
Lineage: Eukaryota; Metazoa; Rotifera; Eurotatoria; Philodinida; Philodinidae
Source: the annotation of a GenBank genome assembly
AUGCCUCCCACCACAAGUACCAAUAUUCACCAUGUGCUCGUCAAACGACAACUAAUAAGAGUUAAUCUUGGCGGCCAAGAACAAAAUCCUGACAUCAGUGGAGAUAACAACAAGGUGAUGUUCGGUAGUGCAGCUGAUGCAGAAAUGAAACUCACACUACUUCGAAAAGCAGGUCAUCAAGCUGGAAGAAUUUUAGAAGGUGGCACCGAUGUCGUGAUUGCUCCUGUGAGAUGGCUUAUGCAUAUGCAAGAAAAUUGGUAUGCAUAUUAUAUUAAAAUGUACACUGAUCCAUUGCGGAGACCGAGCCAUUUUGGCUUCUCGAGAUUAUAG